AGUGAGGAGCCCCAAAUCCACUCCAACGAUGGAGGAAAGCCUGUGCGCCGUGGAGAAGCGCGGGCGGGUGCACGUCAUCACCCUCACCGGCGCGGAGGAGCACCGCCUCAGCCCGGCCCUGCUCUCCGCCCUCCGCUCCGCGGUCGCAGCCGCCCGCCGCGCCUCCCCCGGUGCGCUCGUCCUGGCCGGCGAGGGCAAGUUCUUCAGCAACGGCUACGACCUCGCGUGGGCGCGCGCGGGGCCGGCCCCGGCGCCGGGGCACCGCCUCUCCGAGAUGCGCGCCGCGUUCCGCGGCCUCGUCGCCGACCUGCUCGCGCUCCCCGUGCCAACGGUCGCGGCCGUCACGGGCCACGCCGCGGGCGCCGGCUGCGCGCUCGCGCUGGCGCACGACGCCGUCGCCAUGCGCGCCUCCCGCGGGUUCCUCUACAUGAGCGAGGUCGACGCCGGGAUCAAGAUCGUCGAUUUUGUCGGCGAGCUGGUUCGGCAGAAGGUCCCCGACGCGGCCGCUAGGAGGGACCUGGUGAUGAAGGGGGAGAAGAUGACGGCCGCGCAGGCCGCGCGCCGAGGCAUCGUGGAUGCGGCCGUGGACGGCGGCGUGGAGGACGUCGUGGCCGCGGCGGUCGCCAUGGCUGAGGAGCUCGCAGCCAGAGACUGGGAUGGAGAGAACCUAGCCGCCAUCAGGAAGGACGCAUGGCCGGUUUUGUGGAGCAAGGUCAAGGACUACGGCGGCGAUGUGCUGGCGCGGCCGCGUCUGUAAUUGCCUGCUUGCGAAUUUCGGUCGUUUCUGUUACUUGCCAUUUGGUCGUUAUCAACAAUCUGAAAGUAAUGAUCUGUGGCCUUGGGAAUGUGCAGAC
Messenger RNA from Zea mays, 854 nucleotides. Its product is annotated as carnitine racemase like protein. Gene Ontology annotation, biological process: fatty acid beta-oxidation. The record is from RefSeq and is marked provisional. Gene Ontology annotation, cellular component: peroxisome. NCBI's taxonomy places the organism in Eukaryota, Viridiplantae, Streptophyta, Magnoliopsida, Poales, Poaceae. Gene Ontology annotation, molecular function: delta(3)-delta(2)-enoyl-CoA isomerase activity.